UCAACGUGGCCAUGGAAAGCAACGAACCCUACAGCUUGUAAAGCCGGUGCCAUUGACGCCUACAAAUACGCAGCAAAACCCAUGGUUUCUUCAACCUCCAGCAGAUCGGAGAGCAAUUACCACACAAGCCUAAAUUAGCUACCUGCCUAGCUAGUUCCUCACCCAUGGCGAAGUCAAGCAGUUACGGUCUUGGGCUUGCUUGCUUUGCCGUUGCCGUCGCGGUCGCCGGCGCAACCCAAUUCACAGUCGGCGGCGCCAAUGGCUGGAGCGUCCCCUCCGCCGGCGCGGAGCCCUUCAACACCUGGGCGGAGAGGACCAGGUUUCAGGUCGGAGACUCGCUAGUGUUCGUGUACCCCAAGGACCAGGACUCGGUGCUGCUGGUGGAUCCGGCGGACUACAACGCCUGCAACACGUCGUCGUACGUGAAGAGGUUCGACGACGGCGACACCGUGGUCACGCUGGACCGCGCCGGCGCGCUCUUCUUCAUCAGCGGCGUGGAGGCCAACUGCCGCGCCAACGAGAAGCUCAUCGUCAUGGUCCUCGCCGCUGGACACAACGGCACCGGCGGCAGCGGCAGCGGCGCGCCCGCGCCGGCGACGCCAACGGUACCUCCGCCGGCGUCACCGUCUCCACCUCCCGCCAGCUCCGCCACCCCGCCGACGUCGCCCGCUCCGCCUAAGUCCCCGGCCGCCGCGUCGCCGCCGCCCUCCAGCUCGGCCUCGGCUCCCCCUCCUGCCACGAUGCCGAGCACACCGCCACCCGCUUCGUCCCCUCCUGCUCCGAGCGCAUCCACCCCACCACCAUCCGCCCCGGCCGGUGCCCCGGAGCCACCACCGGCGCCCUCAGCUAGCUCUCCGGCUCCGAGCGCACAUGGGACGACGACGGCGAACUCGACUGGCACGCCGUCGCCGCGCCCCACCGGAUCCAAGCACAACAACGGCGCCGCCCUCGCGGUGGCCACUAGCCUCGCCAGCUCGGUCGGGGCCUGCUUCCUUGGCUACGCCAUGAUUGCUCUCUGAAGUGAAGUGGACCCGAUUCAACCACUGUCCUACUGUUCCAACGAACGGAAAGUGAUCGAGUUGAUGUACAUGUAAAGACGACGUGCGAUUUGUACAUGUUCUUGCAAAUCUUGUACUAUUCGUUUUUCCACCGGAUGAAUAAGAAGCAAAACGAAACGAUUCAUGAACU
Messenger RNA from Setaria italica (foxtail millet), 1188 nucleotides. RefSeq names its product early nodulin-like protein 3. The record is from RefSeq and is a predicted model, not a curated record. Gene Ontology annotation, molecular function: electron transfer activity. Gene Ontology annotation, cellular component: plasma membrane. Lineage: Eukaryota; Viridiplantae; Streptophyta; Magnoliopsida; Poales; Poaceae. Bases 165 to 1019 code for a protein of 284 amino acids. The transcript has 2 exons.